Fundulus heteroclitus (mummichog) is the source of this 1583-nucleotide messenger RNA. RefSeq names its product PI-PLC X domain-containing protein 1. The record is from RefSeq and is a predicted model, not a curated record. Bases 146 to 1120 code for a protein of 324 amino acids. NCBI's taxonomy places the organism in Eukaryota, Metazoa, Chordata, Actinopteri, Cyprinodontiformes, Fundulidae. Gene Ontology annotation, molecular function: phosphoric diester hydrolase activity. Gene Ontology annotation, biological process: lipid metabolic process. The transcript has 7 exons.
UACCGACCAAAGAAGAAGAAGAAAAAAAGAAGAAGAAAAAAACAGGAAGUGUUUGUAAACAAACCGGUUUCGGAUUCUAGAUGGGAUUAAACUGUAUUCUUACACUCUUUCGAUAAAAUGAGAGAAACAUAGCUGAGUCUUGGAGAUGGGGGACAACCUCGGCGGAGGAAACCCGGACUGGAUGUCCCGUCUCCCGGAGGAGCUGUUGGAUGUCCCGCUGUGGAACCUGGCCAUUCCCGGGAGCCACGACAGCAUGGCCUUCUGCCUGGACGUGUCCUCCCCGGUGCUUGGGUCGGAGCCCUGGCUCCUCAGACUGACCGACCGACUGAUCCCCUGCUGGACCCGGCCCUGCAUUUACCGCUGGUCCACCACACAGCAAUCUGUCCUCCGGUACCAGUGCGAGCUCGGCGUCCGCUUCUUGGACCUGCGGAUCGCCAGGAAGCCAGCAGGGGGCGGCGGACUGUUCUUCGCCCACGGGAUCUACACGCUGAUGACCGUCAAGGAGGCUCUGGAAGAGCUGGCGUUGUGGCUGGACGCUCAUCCCAAAGAGGUCAUCAUCAUCUCCUGCUCACACUUUGAGUCUCUGACUGAUGGAGAUCACGUCCAGCUCGUGGAGUUCAUCCUCUCUGUCUUCAGCGGGAAGCUGUGUUUCUCACAGGAUGUUCCCACGUUGCGUUCCUGUUGGUCUGGAGGUCAGCAGGUGAUUGUCUCCUAUGAUAACCAGCAGAUGGAGCAGCAGCACCCAGAGCUGUGGCCAAGCAUACCUUACUGGUACGCUGACAGCCCUAACCCAACGAGAGUCAUUGCUUAUCUGGAGGAGCAGAAGCGACAUGGAAGACCAGCGGGUUUCUACGUCAGCGGCCUGAACCUGACUGAAGACGCUCGCUACAUCUUCCUCCAUCCCUUCCAAAACCUGAAGACGAUGACAACAAAGGCGCUCUCGCCGCUGCUCCGUUGGACCGCAGAGCAGCGUCCAGGGCCAGAAGGGGGCGGAGUCAACAUCGUGUGCUGCGACUUCGUUGGCCUCAGUCGUUUCUGUUCGAUUGUGAUCGACCUGAACUUCAAACUGCUGAAAGCUGCAGCCGGGACCUCCUCUGGUACUCAGUUACAACCAGGUUGAGCCACUCUACCUGCUUCCACUGGUUCCAUAUUAGUUCUCAGUGUUGAAGAAAAAAAACGCAAAUGUCUUCAAAGGGCACAAUUAUCUCUGAAAUAUUUUCUUUUAAAUACAUCUAGCUCCUACAAUUUCCCCAUUUCAUUCCACAUGCCGCUUACUAUAUGACCUUUAAGGUGCAAAGGCAUUAAAGGUUCAAAUGUGAUUUAUGUGCCCUGAUUUGCAUAUGUUAUUCCUCGCUUAUUAACUAUUACCUCAUCUCAACAUUUUAAAAAUAAUCAAAUUAUUGUUGAAUGAUUUACAUUAUAGCCGCAUCUUGUUACACUUCUUGACACAUUUUUAAGCAACAAAUAUAGUUUGAUUGAUCAUCUGCAUAUAUGUAUAUAUUCUGUAAAAUCAAAUAUUUUAUAUAUGUUUUAUACAAGAUUUAAUGAAUGAACUCAAUUAAAUUUGUUGGGCUCAAAUGUAA